Molecule: messenger RNA, 11341 nt
Organism: Anolis carolinensis (green anole)
Lineage: Eukaryota; Metazoa; Chordata; Lepidosauria; Squamata; Anolidae
Gene: cbx6
Product: chromobox 6
Exons: 5
Coding region: 149-1366 (405 amino acids)
Biological process (GO): negative regulation of transcription by RNA polymerase II
Cellular component (GO): PRC1 complex; chromatin
Molecular function (GO): chromatin binding
Source: RefSeq, a predicted model, not a curated record
UCAAGCCGCUGUCGCGGGAGCAGCAGCAGCAAAGCCGCCCGCCCGCCUCAGACAGCCACUCAGCCCCGAGGAAGAAGGAAAGGAAGGAAAGCGAAGCGCGCGGGCGGGCGGGCUUAUUAUGGGCUGUUGCGGGUGCCGCUGAGCCAAGAUGGAGCUGUCUGCAGUGGGCGAGCGGGUCUUCGCGGCCGAAUCCAUCAUCAAGCGGCGGAUCCGAAAGGGACGCAUCGAGUACCUGGUGAAGUGGAAAGGCUGGGCCAUCAAGUACAGCACUUGGGAACCUGAAGAGAACAUCCUCGAUUCCCGUCUGAUUGUAGCCUUUGAGCAAAAGGAGCGGGAACGUGAGCUGUAUGGACCUAAGAAGAGAGGACCCAAACCUAAAACUUUCCUGCUGAAGGCUCGGGCCCAGACAGAGGCCCUACAUAUUGGGGAUGUACAUUUUUCUGUUAAGCCUAGUUCCAGCACAGCCUCACCUAAGCUCCACUCCAGUGCUGCGGUGCACCGGCUGAAGAAGGACAUUCGGCGAUGCCACCGUAUGUCUCGACGUCCGUUGCCCCGCCCAGAUCCCCAGAGUAGUGGAGUGGGUGGGGGCACUGGCAUACGUCCUCCUGUCUCUCCCUUUUCGGAGACCGUCCGCAUCAUCAACCGGAAAGUGAAGCCUCGUGAGCCAAAGCGCAGCCGCAUUAUACUCAACCUGAAGGUCAUUGAUAAAGGUGGGAAAGGAGCAGGUGGGGGAGGAAACUUGGCACGGUCCAAGAUCCCAUCACGAAACCGAGUCAUUGGCAAGAGCAAGAAGUUUAGUGAGAGCAUGCUUCGCAACCAGAUCCGCCACAUGAAAUUUGGAGGUUUUCCUAUGUACAACAAGCCAUCUGCUCCAUCUGCAUCAUUGGAAGGGAAGAUAGAGGCAGGAGGAUCUCAAGGUGCUUCUUGUGGGGUCAUUGGCUCGAAUGCAUACGAUGCCCGCAGUUCCAGCUCCUCUGACUGCCCUUCACCAGCUCCUCACUCCUCAUCUGAUCCAGAUGAUUCACCACCAAAGCUGCUUCCUGAGACGCUAAGCCCUGCCAUUCCUGACUGGCGUGAGUCAGAGGUCCUCGAUCUGUCAAUUCCUCCUGAGUCUGCAGCCACUAGGAAGCGGUCUUCUUCAGGAGGAGGUGGAGGAAGUCAGAUGCCAUCAUCUCCCUCUUCAUCUGAUCCAGAACAGGAAACCGGUGAUUGGCGUCCUGAAAUGUCCCCUUGCUCUAAUGUGGUGGUCACUGAUGUCACCAGCAACCUCUUAACAGUCACCAUCAAGGAAUUCUGUAAUGCUGAGGAUUUUGAGAAGGUGGCGGCAGCUGGAGGUGGUGGCAGCAGUGGUGCCAGUGGCAAAUGAGAAGCUGCAUCUUUCGCUGGGCUUGGGGAAGGGGGAUAGGACAGGGAGGCUCUUCUGCAAGUUCAUGCAUGGUGUGGAUGCCUGUUUUCUCCCCUCUCUUCCUUUUCAACCAUUUUUUCUCUUUUUGCUUGGAAUUUAAGAUGAUAAUUGAGGAAUUUGAUUAGAUGUGUGCUUGAAGUUCUCAGAUGUUACAGCUGCUAGGAGUUAUAAUGGGACACAAGGUUUCACUUUUCUCUACAAGGAGUGUGUUGCACUUACUUAAGGAUUGGCAAAUAAAAUUAUGAGUUGAUGAGGAAUAUGUUUUUGCAUGAGGAUGUUUUUCUGUCCAAUUCAGUAAAACAAGCAACAUCUAUUGGCCACUCCUUGUUUUACAGUUCUUUGCAGCUAUAACCAAAAGUUGUCACCUUUUACAUCUCUUACUUGGAUACGAUGGCUAGCAUUGAGUAUACUCAAGGAGGAAGAAGCUAUUGGGGCCGUUGUGGGGGAGAUUAGACAAAAGUUUUAUUGUAAGCUGCCCUGAGUCCCCUAUUGGGUGAGAAGGGCGGGAUACAAGUAUUGUAAUAAAUAAAUAAAUAAAUAAAGGAGAUCAUGCUGUUUAAGUGGGGCCUGCUGUAGAAUUUCCUGAGGGAUUUAUGUAUACUAAUUCUUCAGUGUCAUCCAGUUACUCUUCCACUUUGCGUAAUAUUAGGGGUGCUAACUCAGUUAAUAGUAAUACUACUUUUUGGCGGCCUGGGUGUGUUCUCCCUUCUCAUCUGUCAUGUUACGUCUGGUUCUAGCACGUGACGUACAUUUGUUUUGGUCAAGCCAGAGCUGCUUCGUCCUUUUUAAUCUGCCAGUCUUAUCCUGUCAUCUGCUGCCAUUUCUUUAUCUUCUUUACACCGAGGCACCUGGGUUCCUUUCCUGAAAUUCCCAAUGAAAGGAGAAUCCAUAUCUUUCACUAUGGGAGAAAUAAGAUUAUUUUUAUAUUGAAUUAGUGAAUUUGAUUCCAUUAUCCUUUCUAUGACAUGAGUGAACAAGCUUGCAUGCUAUCUUCAUCUACACACCUCUCUAGUUGAGUGAGCUAGAAUAUGAACACCUGCAAUUUCCAGGAUGUCAAAUUGCCUCUACAAUUGCCAACCAAAGGUGCUAAGAACCUAUUAUAAAUCUUACUAUGUGUCUCUUAGAUUUUGAGGUGUAUGUAUAGUGUACAUGUGAAGUAUAUUUUUGCCUCUUCCUCCCAUCCACCUCCCACAAUGCCUUGCUGUUCAUGAAUUCAUUCUGACUGAAAUCUAAACACCUUGUCUCGAAAACAGAUAAUAGUGUGGUUUCUUUUCCCACUUUCCCUCCGUCAUCCAUCAGGUGUUGAUAACUAUGAACUCGCGUAUUGGUGUCCAAGUUUCAUUGCAGAUAUGCAACCAUAUCUGCAAGCUACUGCUUCAUGGCUCUCUUGUCAUGUUAGGUUGCAGCCUUGUUGCAAGAUUUCCUCCCCCUCCUGUGUGCCUAUUCUUAGUGGCAUUUGUAUGUGUGUGUCUCUGUGUGUAUGAUGUUACCUAUCAUUCUCUUUGUAAAAUUUGUUACACUGUUGGGGGACAAGGGUGUAUUUGGGGUAAUCAUUCUUAAGGGCUUGCCUGCAUGCUACACUUCACUGAAAUAACCAAGUUCUUAACAACAUCUAUUUACUGUAUUCCUUUUUGAACUUUCAAGGGCUUGCUUGGUGUGUUUUUGUUUGUUUUAAAUAAUGACUUAAUUAUUUAUCAAUUUAUGUAAAAGCUGGUGCUGCAAAUAUUUGUGGCUUUUGGUCCUUGAUUGACAUGUUUUGUUGUUGUUUUUAAGUGACAUACUCUGAUCUUAUUGUUUCACAUUAGGAAGGAAUUCCACUGUCCCUUCACUUUUCUUUCUGUUUUAUGCUGUCAUGCUUUUAUUCACAGUACGAAUUUCUUCAGUGACUUGGCAAAGCUCCAGUUGACUUUGUGCUUAAAAAACUCCGGGACUUUGCCUAGUACAGGUCUGAAAGAUGGUAUGUGGUGAUACGUUAUUAAUAAUCUUAAGUAUAAGUGUUUAUACAUAGAGAUGCCUAACAGAAGCAACAUGUGUAAUGUUAAACAGUGUGAUUGUCUGUGACAGUUUGAGUAUAGUUGGUAUCUAAGACAUGAGAUUCAAAGAUGUUGCUAUUCCUUUAGCCUAUUAUACAACACCCUUUGUGUCUUUUAUAAAAUCUUUCAAAAUCAGUGAAAUCUCUAUGAUGUGUAAGGUUAUGUACCUGCACUCACCUUUCACUGUUGUACCUGUCCAAGGCUUUCUGCAAAUCCACAUGUGCAUGCUUUGGAUAAUUAUUUGUUGUUUUUUGUGGGUUUGUUGAGGUGGGCUGUAUCACUGCUUUGCCUUGAAAGAAGUGGGAGACUUACAGCUGUAGCUUCAGUGGUGGGUGGGCUGGGUGAAGACAGACAUGUAUAAUGGGGGGUCAGCAGGGAGACUUGUAUUAAAGAGAAGACUUUAAGGGAGAAAAAAUAGAAUUAUUUUAUGAAGCUGCAAGAGAGGAACUAUUAUACUGGUGCAUACUAGUCAAUCGUGUUUUGAGAUUGCUGGGUAUGUUUGUGGUGUUUUAUUUUGAAGUUUGUCUAAGAAGUAGAUGGGUAAUAUUAAAAGGGAAUUUAGUAGGAAACCCCUAAAUUAGUUUAGCACAUGGGCCCUUGGCUGAUUUAUCCACCCUGCUCCCUCCUGAACUUCCUGUCAUCAUGGUUUGUACAGAAUAAGGCUUUCAUGUUCUUUUAAAAAGUGGUGCAAAAUUAUCUUUUUAAAAAAAAAAAAUUGGCUGAUUUAAUUUAAGGUACAGUAGAGUCUCACUUAUCCAACAUUCACUUAUCCAACGUUCUGGAUUAUCCAACGCAUUUUUGUAGUCAAUGUUUUCAAUAUAUUGUGAUAUUUUGGUGCUAAAUUCGUAAAUACAGUAAUUACUACAUAACAUUACUGCGUAUUGAACUACUUUUUCUGUCAAAUUUGUUGUAUAACAUGAUGUUUUGGUGCUUAAUUUGAAAAAUCAUAACCUAAUUUGAUGUUUAAUAGGCUUUUCCUUAAUCUCUCCUUAUUAUCCAACAUAUUUGCUUAUCCAACGUUCUGCUGGCCCAUUUAUGUUGGAUAAGUGAGACUCUACUGUACUUACAAGGGCACCAGGUUGACAUUUUUGUUCUUUUCAAUGAUAGAUAAAGGAUGGACUAGGAAAUUCCUUUUGAUGGAAUUUGUUCCAGCAUAAAAAGUACCCAGUAUAAGGUUUUUAAAGGGGGGAGGGAGAGAGAAGAACUUCACGAUGUGGUAAAGAUAAUUUCCUUUUAAUGCUUCGUACUAUUUUGACAUGAAAGUAAGGAUAUCCAAUUCUUUUAGAGGGGAGGACUAAACAUAUGCCCAGCAGGUGUGUUUGACUAUGGCUUCUGGAUGUAUGUUUAUUCUGUACAUUCAGAUGUGCAUCUCUUUCAGCACAAUUGUGUUUUUAUGUGGUGCACGAUAAAAAGAAAUUCAUCUUUCUCAUAAUAUGUGAAGUAGUCUUGAGUGUAAAUAAGGGCUGAAACCUAUUCAGAUAACAACUACUUUUCCGUAUCUAGUGUUUUUGGCAUAGUACCUAUCAGAAUGGUUGUUCUGAAGUUUUUUAUUCCUUCUAAACACCCUUCCAGAAAAACCAUGGGAAAGGAACAAACAGGUGUACCCAUGAAAUGCUGGUUGUUUUUUUUCUUUUCCUCCUCCUUGUUGGAUAACACCCUCCAAAAACUUAAGUUACCAUUCCUUUCCAUUGACAACCUUAUCCCUGACACAGUUUGACCACUAGAGAGUGACGGAGAGCUAUCAUUAUUACAUAGUGAUUAAGCUAUGUUUGAUGCCUUGUAUCUUUCCAAAUGUUUCCUCUCAUGCUGAGAGGAUAAGAAACAUGUUGUAGAUGCAUUUGGCUGGAAGAUGUCAUGUGAAUGGGGUGUGAGGGAACCAAGGGAACAUUGUUUGUGUCUGUGCCAUGUUUGUUGUCUUUUGUUCUUAAAGGAGAGUUUGGUGAAAGGGGGAGGGGGGAAGAGAAAAGACUUAGUUUUGCUAAAAAAGGAAAAAAGAAAAGUUUUUUUUAAAGGUAAUGAGAUUUUUACAGAGAAGGAUAGAUAAUUUAAAAAAUAUUAAAUGCAGUGAUUGCACAAACUGUAGUGAUAUUAGCUGGUCCUUAAAGAAGAGAGUAUUUUUAGUAUUUGUGUGUGAUGGGGAGGGUGACAUUCAGAUAAUUGAGAAUAGGUGAGGGGGAAAAAGCAAAGAGUGUAACAAGAGCUACAGUUUUUGAGGCGAGGAAAUGAGUCCUUAUCUUUUUCUUUUAAUCCUUCUAGUACCCUUAACCCGAGGGCAUGGGGAUAAUGCUUUUCCUUCUACCUACUUCUCUUCUUGAAUAUAAUUAUGCCAGAAUUUAAUUUUGCUCUGACAAAGUUUUGUUGGAUGAGGCGUGUGGCUCGUGGCCAUGAAUUUGUAGGUGCAACUUAACUGUAUGGACUUGAAAAUGACCUACUGUACAGAGAAGAACUGAAUUGAAGGAAACAUGUUGCUGCUUUUUGGUUGUUCAUAAGAGGUAAGGUAUAAUAAGCAAAGAACAUGUCUUAGCUGUGAAGCCAAAUCAAAACAGCUUAGAGAAGCUGGAAAUGUUUCUCUCUGUUUCCUUGCAUACUGGUAGUUGAAAAUAAUCUUUUUUAAGAAAUCAGAUUUUUUUUGUAUGUUCCAUAUCCAUAUAAGCCAGAAGUUAUCAGGUGUGGAACAGGUUUCCUAAGACAGGAGAAAUAACGGGGGCCUUCCUAAGGAUAGCAAACUUUUAUGCAUGUAGGCAACGUAGACUUCGGUGGUUACUUUCAUUCUAAGCCCCAAGGGAAGAUAAGUCAAAGGAACAAGGCAGUCUUCGAUUAUGUAUGUGGUAUAGAAUUUGGAGGAUGGGAUAUCUUGAAAGGAAAGAGUAAAUACAUAGUAAAGGAAAUGUGACUUGGGAUACAGCUGAUAGUGUGAUAACUGAGAGCAUAAAUUAACCUAUCUAGGACCCACUGAUAGAAGACAGGUUGGUGUUCUUCCUGCUGGUUUAAACCAGAUCUGAAUAAGUGUUAGGUCAGAGUUCACUUGUUCCUUAGCAGCAACUGAUGCCAUCUUGUCACCAUGUCAUCUUGCCCAUGUUCCAUGUAAGUUAUAAACAUGUUAGGGAAAGCCUCUUUAUCCAAGUGUGUUGGAUGCCUUCUUUGGAUAGCUGCAGGUCAUUUUAUAAGCACUGGACAAAGGGGGGAUGAAGGGUGGCAGGUUUUUACUGAAGUGUCCUGCUACUGUGGGUAGUGUUCUAUAAUGUAUGUGAAAGUAGCUUUUGUGUUUAUCUCUUGCAUGCAAAAUUGCACCUUUGCUUCCAUGCUCUUAGCUGUUCACAGCUCUUACCCAUGGCAAGGCAGAGCCAAAAUGUAUGUCAUCUAUUUAGGAAAAUAUAUUAGGUCCACCCCACCCCCUCCAAAAAAAAAGCAUUAUCUGCCCCACUAGGAUGUUUAGCUUUACACCUGCAUUGUGCAAAUAACUGUUUUUAUCUGUUCAUUCUUAGGGGAGCUCCCAAUUGUCUAACCUAUUCAAUAGCAUACAGAAACUAUUAUCCUUUUUUCACUGAAACAUCCACUCUUUUUCUCUGUACAUGCUAACCUAUUCAUGCCUGGUUCUUAAUAGUUACGAGCAGGUAGUGAUAGGUAUGUGUAUGAAAACAACAGGUUGUAUGUGAGAUUUGAGAGAGCUACUGAAAUACUGUCACCUGUUUCAAUAGGAUAUUUUUCCUUUGCUCUUGCAUAAGUUAGUCUUUUUUGGAUGAAUGAAGAGUGUGCUGUCUUAUAGACCUAGUCUUAUGAAAUGGAUGGUAUCGGAUGUCAGUUUUCUGGACAUUAAGUUCCCAUGUCUGACUUCUUAUGUUUAGGGAAAAUUAGUUGCUUUGCAAUGGUCUUUUGCAGCCUGCCUUUCCAGUAGUAUGCAAAUAUAUGGAUAAACAAAUUGGGGAACAACAAAUAAAAGAAAGAAAAUGCUGAACAUUUCUUCUGCUGGGCAGUUGUUAGAGUUGUGGAGCAAAUUGAGAAAGGUCACAGGGGCUUAGGUGAGUAAAUGGAAAAGGCCCAGAAUGCAUUUCUAACUUAAGUGCUCAGAGCUUCACUGUAUGACCCAUCAUGUUGCUAUUCUCCCUUGCCACUUGCCCUGAAGUCUUGCACUGUUUUGCCUGGUGCAUCCCAUGCUCCAGUCUUGCUUGCUUUGCUGCUUAUUUGUCCACUAAGUGUGCAAGAACUGGGAUCUUAUUUUCUUAUUGUGAGUUUAUGUUCUGUGUAUAUAAAUAAUCCUCCACUUAAUCUGUGACAGAGCUUUGUAUUAAACAAAGGCGCCAUGGGCCAAUAGUGUAAGCAGAGUUCCCAGAGCUGAGAACUGAGAUUGCCUGAAUCUUCUGAUCUGCAGACUAUAUAGUUCUAAAUGUUUGUAAACAGAAAUCUUACUAUUUUCCCAAGAUAAAUGUUAGUCAGUGGUUCAGGUUUUGAGGACCCAUAGAAUUGGAGCUUAGGAUAAGAAUAUUCUCCUCCCCAUAUGGCUUCUUCUCCUGCAACUACGACUACUUUUAGUUGCAUUUUAAUCUGCCCUGCUUUCUAUCCUGCGCCUUUUGAGAGGUAUGUUGGUCCUAACUGAGUAAUUUUUGGAGAUUUCUGACUGGUAAAUGCAUAGUUUAUGAAUAGCAAGUUUGAAUCAACCUCUUGGUUCCUUUAGCCCAAUAUUGGCUGCUCUGAUAGACAGCACUUUUCUCAGAGAUAAAAAUUUUUCCCAGUUCCUUUUAAGUCAGUUACUCGUUAGUAUGUUGCAUGCAAGACAUAUAGUUAACAGCUGAGCAGAUAUAUAUAUAUAUAUAUAUAUAUAUAUAUAUAUAUAUAUAUAUAUAUCACAGUUUCAGGUCCUCCUGAAUUAUUAGAUGCACCAUCUAUAACUCAGCCAAAGGACUUUCCUUAUUAUAGGUAGGAAAAUGCCAUGUGUCUGUAUAGUCUGACAAAAUACUAGGACAUAGCAUAGAUCUAAGGAUGUGUAAAUUCUGCAAAUAUGGCAUUUGUUAAAGUUAGAAAUUCAGCAUGAUGAGAAGAUUUUUUAAUGAAAAGAUGUCUAACUCAUAUGGCUGCUAAAAUAGGCUUGCAAACAUAGGAGCAAUGCCUGGCCAAAAAAAUAAUAAACCUAGAGUGGAGCUGAAGCAAGCUUUCUAUUGUUAGUGAUAUCACUCCAGUAUAUUAGUGGUGUUAGGCAAAGUUCCUCUUGCACCUAUUAGUAUCUAGCACAGUGGUUCUCGACAUGUGGGUUCCCAGGUGUUUUGGCUUGCAACUCCCACAAAUCCCAGCCAGUUUACCAGCUGUUAGGAUUUCUGGGAAUUGAAGGCCAAAACAUCUGGGGACCCACAGGUUGAGAACCACUGAUCUAGCAGAAGAAAAAUAACUUACACUAAAAAAAACAUGUGGUUGACCAUAACUUGAAUAACAUGCAUACUGCAACUUUUGGUGCUUGCAAGAUUUGUGUUUUCAUGUUGCAAAGUUGCAUAUAACCUUUGAACCACCAAAUGCACUCUUAAUGGAAGCAUUGUGGUCUUAGGUCUGCCUCAGUACAGAAACAGUAGAUCGGCUCAGGUUCAUCUCUAUCCUAUUGCUGGCUCCGUCAGCAGCACAUUUAUGCUACUAGUGCAGUAGGAAGACUAGGGCUAACUGUUUGUCAUAGCUAGAGUAGACACAAUAGAUACCAAUUACAUUAGUGUUGGUUUUUUCAUUCAACACUGCUCUCUGGAAAUAGGAUUCAGGCCUCAUAGUAAGCUUCUUGGCAGAUGUCAAUUUAUCCAGCAACUACAUAGAGUCCACCGUGCUCAAUUUUGGCGCAUUUAGUUGCCAAGAUCUUGAGUUUCUUGACUGCAAUUUUAUCUUUUUCAAAUGCUGAGUGGGGUAAGAGAAAUGUGUAUGUCUGUGCCUAUAUUUCUUCCUUUUGUGCAACACAAGAUGAAACUGUCUAGAGCUUCUUGACAAGGAAUAGGCAUGCUCAAGUGAUGCUUAGAUCCUGACAGUUUUGUGUCAGUUUUCCUAAGGGAUGUUCCAUAUCUAGUCCUGGCCCUGAGGGAAUGUAGAAAGCAUCUGAAGAGAGGUUGCUUGUGAAGAUGGGAGAAAGUUGUUGUGCUAUUUCAGUUGCUCACAAUGGAGAUUCAGCUAAUGGAAGCAAGAGAGUAACAUUUUAUUAGGGAAGAUAUCAGAUAAAUAUGUGGAGCAGGGUGAUAAGGGAAAACAAAAGAACACAGACUCUGAAAUGACUUUUCUCUUUACAGUCAAUAAAAGCUAUGUGGUUGGACCUACAUUGUAGAUAAAGAUGUUUUGCAGAUUAAAUUAAAUGUUUCCUUUGGUUGGGUUCAUUCAGUUCCUGAAUCCAGUGUACUGAAAAUCAAUUCCUGCUUUGCGUAGCACUUAAGAAAUAUAAGCACAUGCUUUUAAAAAUACAGCACUCUCAUAUCGGGGCCUACCUAUAGUGUGAGUCAUUUUAAAUCCUCCCCUUGUUUUUUAUCUAAAUGUUUGUUUUCAGGCAAUCAGAGAACCAUAAUUCCAUGCUAUGUUGUGAGGCACAAGAAUAACUUAAUUGACUUUUGUCCUUUAGCAUAGCAGGAAUAUUUAUUACUCCGAGGGCAAGUGAGAUUCCGAUGAGACUGAUCAAUAUCUCAGUAGCCGUUUCUUGGAAGACAGGCAGUGCUAUGCUACAUUCUUGAGUACUGAAACAACAUAGUUGGAUAUACAUUGAAAAGCAACUCUGUUAUAGUAGGAUUUUUCCACUGAGCUAAGCCAAUGUAAUAAAGAAUCAGUUCUUCUGGGGCUGCUGUUUUGGUGUUAGACCCUUUUUAGAAAUAAUAUAGAUUUUUUCUGUAAUCUGGUGAUAACAAUGUGAUUUUAAUUUUGAGGAUACCUUUUACUAGAGGGCUUAAAAUGGAAAGGAUGGAGAAGAAACAGUGCAGAUUUAAAAGCUGGGUAAAGGGGAGAGACAUUAAUAUUUUUAAGGUGGAUUUCACAAGAGCAAAUGGUUUUCAGAAAAUAGAGACUCCUACCAGAAUCAGUGUUGCUUCAUGGUGCCAACUGCUACCACGCUGGAGAAAAUAUAUCUGAUAAUGGCUUUCAUGCCUAGUACUGAUUUCCCCUCCCUAAAACCUUCCACUUUCUGCCCAAAUCAUUUGAUACACCAUGUUGAUUCAGUUCUCUUGAAAAGCUUCUCAUUUCCACAUGAAUCAUUUCAAGGAGGUACAGAACUGGCGCUUGCUUCUCUUUUUGCAUUCACCCUUGCACUUUCCAAGUGCCAGGCCUCAGCCUUGUCAUAUCUAAUGCUGAUGGUUUGUUGCCCUUGUUUAUGUAGAAGGGCUUUUUGAAGGGAAGAUGGCACUCACUUUGGCCUUAUUGAACCUCUGAUGUAUGAGUGCUUCGUUGUAAGGUUGUGCAUGUAGUUUUUGCAAAGCUGAGGCCAUGUGUGAAAUUCUGUAAAGGAGUAAGCUGAAGUUGUUGUGUUCUAGCCUCAUGGCAUAUACAAAGUAUAGUUUGAAAACCAAUAGCUUAAAUAUAUAUCUGGUAACUUUUUUAUUUUGGAAAAUAUACAUUUAAUGAAAUAAUUGUGCACGAAUGAAGUGUUAUAUAUUUUUUUGUCUUAUAAUUCUUCAUUUUUAAAUAUAGUGUUUGCAUUUGCUUGGUUGCUUUUUAAAAUCCAGUUCUCAGCUGGCUAAACUUUCUAAAGUGGGUGGAUGUGAAGUGUUGCAGGGCAGGUGAUUCAAUCACCCUGUUCUGUCAGCAUUUCUCUCAGAAAAUUGGGUUACUCCAGGUUUGGUGGGGUGCUAAUUACUCUUGUAUCCUUGUACAUUUUAUUCUUUCUGCUGCUCUUGAGUAUUGUAUCAAUGCCAGAAAUGGGGAGUUAAAAGAUGAACCCCAAUAAAUUGUUACAUUCCAAAACCUA